UUUUCCAUCAUUCUCUUCUUCAUCUUCUUUCAACUCCUCCUUAUGUCAUCAUGAUGAGAGCUUUGCUUUGCUUCAGUUCAAGUCCUCCUUCACUAUAGAUACUCCUUGUGUUAAAUCUCCUAUGAAAACAGCAACAUGGAAAAAUGGGACUGAUUGCUGCUCAUGGCAUGGUGUCACGUGUGACACCGUAUCUGGUCACGUCAUUGGCCUUAACCUUGGUUGUGAAGGCUUUCAAGUUUGGCAGGUUUACGAGUCUUACACAUCUUGACUUGUCUAAUACUCAUGUUGGCGGUGAAAUUCCUUCUCAAAUCUCAUACCUUUCCAAAUUACAAUCACUUCAUCUUUCUGGGCAUUAUGAGUUAGUUUGGAAAGAGACCACCUUAAAGAGACUUGUGCAAAACGCAACAAGUUUAAGGGAGCUGUUUUUGGAUUAUUCAGAUAUGUCUUCUUUAAGACAUAACUCCAUGGAUGCGAUCUUCAAUCAAUCUUCUCUCAUUUCCUUGGAUCUCACAGAUUGUGAACUCCAAGGGCCUAUUCCUCCAUCUUUCUCCAACCUCACACGUCUUACUUUCCUAAGUCUUGCACAAAACAACUUGAACGGUUCAAUCCCAUCCUCAUUUUCAAACCUUCAAAAUCUCAUCCACUUGUAUCUUUCAGGCAAUUCACUUAGCGGUCAAAUCCCAGAUGUAUUUGGUAGGAUGACCAAACUGCAAGUAUUCUAUCUAGCUUCUAACAAAUUAGAAGGACAAAUUCCAUCUUCAUUAUUUAACUUGAAUCAACUUGUUGAUUUAGAUUGUGCUUAUAAUAAAUUAGAGGGUCCACUACAUAAUAAAAUUGCAGGUUUUCAAAAGCUAAUUUAUUUGAGGUUAAAUGACAACUUGCUAAAUGGAACAAUUCCUUCCUCCUUGUUAUCUUUGCCUUCUUUGGUACUUCUGUAUCUAUCAAACAAUCGACUUACAGGGCCUAUCAGUGAAAUCUCAUCAUAUUCCUUAGAGUAUCUAUCUCUAUGCAACAACAAGCUACAAGGUGAUAUUCCAAAUUCAAUUUUCAACCUUGCAAACCUAAUUACACUAUGUCUAUCAUCAAACAACUUGAGUGGUGUUGUCAAUUUUCAAGACUUUACAAAACUUCAAAAAUUGGAUUCUCUGUCCCUUUCACAUAAUAGCCAAUUAUCACUAAACUUUGAAUACAAUGUUACUUACCAUUUUUCUCAACUAACAAAAUUGGAUUUGUCUUCCUUGAGUUUGACUGAAUUUCCUAAAUUAUUAGGAAAACUAGAAUCACUUGAUUUGUCCAAUAACAAACUUAAUGGAACAGUGUCCAAUUGGUUACUUGAAACAUCAAGAUCUUUGAACCUCUCUCAAAACUUGUUCACAUCAAUAGACCAAAUCUCAAGGAACAGUGACCAGCUCGGUGACCUUGAUCUUAGUUUUAACUUACUUGUUGGUAACCUCUCUGUGUCAAUUUGCAAUUUGAGUUCCCUUGAAUUUCUCAACUUGGGACACAACAAUUUCACAGGUAACAUUCCACAAUGUCUUGCUAAUUUACCAUCCCUUCAAAUUUUGGAUCUACAAAUGAACAACUUUUAUGGCACUUUGCCUAAUAACUUUUCAAAGUCCAGUAAACUUAUUACUCUGAAUCUCAAUGACAACCAAUUAGAAGGGUACUUUCCUAAAUCUUUGUCCCACUGCGAAAACCUGCAAGUUCUAAAUCUUCGCAACAACAAAAUGGAAGACAAAUUUCCUGUCUGGCUUCAAACUCUCCAAUACUUGAAAGUGCUGGUUUUGCGAGACAAUAAGUUGCAUGGUCACAUUGCCAAUUUAAAGAUCAGGCAUCCAUUUCCUAGUUUAGUUAUUUUUGAUAUCUCAAGCAAUAACUUUACUGGUCCGCUACCAAAAGCCUAUUUAAAAUAUUUUGAAGCCAUGAAGAAAGUUACUCAAGUUAAGGAUGACGACAGUUUGUUAUAUAUGGAAAUGAUGUUGAGUUAUCGUGCAGACAAUACUAAAGGUAAUGUGAGUUACUAUGAUUCUGUGACUGUGACGACAAAAGGCAUCAAAAUGACACUGACGAAAAUUCCAACAAUGUUUGUAAGUAUUGAUUUCUCAAGAAACAAGUUUAAUGGAGGAAUUCCAAAUGAUAUAGGAGAACUUCACGCACUCAAAGGGCUUAACCUUUCACAUAACAGACUCACUGGUCCUAUUCCUCAAUCCAUACAAAACUUGACAAACUUGGAAUCGUUGGAUCUCUCGUCAAAUAUGCUCACUGGUAUGAUUCCUGCAGAAUUAACCAAUUUGAACAGUCUUGAAGUCUUGGAUCUUUCCAAUAACCAUCUUGUGGGAGAAAUACCUCAAGGAAAGCAAUUCAAUACAUUUACAAAUGAUUCUUAUAAAGGGAACUUGGGGUUAUGUGGAUUACCCUUGUCAAAGAAAUGUGGACCGGAACAACAUUCUCCACCUUCAGCCAACAACUUUUGGAGUGAAGAGAAAUUUGGCUUUGGAUGGAAACCAGUGGCAAUUGGUUAUGGAUGUGGAUUUGUGUUUGGAAUAGGCCUUGGAUAUUAUAUGUUUUUAAUUGGAAAGCCUAGAUGGUUUGUGAUGAUAUUUGGUGGUCAUCCUAAGAGAAGAGUGAAUAGGAGAACAUAAGUGAGGAGAAACAAUGGUCCAACCAUGAAUCAGAUGGUGCAAAUGUCAUAGUUUUAUUAUUCUGGUUAUUUUCUCUAUUGUGUGUUAGUUUUUACUCUGUUUAAAAUAAGUUUUGAUGUGAGUUUGACAAUCUAUCGACUCAUUCUUAUUUGAUCUAGUUUUUAUAACAUUUUUUUCUUUGCCUUUU
Molecule: messenger RNA, 2829 nt
Organism: Medicago truncatula (barrel medic)
Lineage: Eukaryota; Viridiplantae; Streptophyta; Magnoliopsida; Fabales; Fabaceae
Product: receptor like protein 22
Exons: 2
Coding region: 144-2642 (832 amino acids)
Molecular function (GO): protein binding
Source: RefSeq, a predicted model, not a curated record